GACGGCGUUUUCAGCCGUCUGCCAUUUCACGCCUUUUAUGAUGGGCAGCGAUACCUUGCGGAGCGCUUCUGCACGAGCAUGUGUUGCUCCAUGGCGCUUCUUUGCACGCACUUUGCAGACGCGAUGGCGAUGGAAGGGAAGGAAAAGGAGGCCAGGCGAUGCACCGUUGUUGACGACGCCGCGCACUCCUCAGUGUUGUUGGACGCAUACCUCGCCAAGGCAGCUGAAGAGGGCGUCUGCGUGCGUCGUGUGGUGAUAGACGAGGACCUCGCAGCGUCGGGCGUGGAAACGACGCGCGAUGAGCAGCUGGGCGAGGAGACCCGGAGGAUUGGCGAUGCUCAUGACGGUGGGGAUGAAAAGGACGAGUUGCCAUCGGAGGACCCGGAUAUCGCCGCGACGCAGCGGCUUCUUUCCGCUUUGCACCGCCGCGGGAAGGUACGGGGUGUUCGUAACGCUCUCUACCGUGCGGUGCACGAGGAGGCCGCGGCGGGUGGUGUGCUCGAGAUACGACUUCGGGCAAUGCCGGAGGUACGGGAGGAUUACUGUGGCAUGUUCGUUGGUGCCUCGAGUGAUGUCAUUGCGAGCCAGUCAAGUGAAAUCGCCAACACGUGGGAAAUGCGCCCGUACGCACUCGUUAUUUGCACCGGUGUUGGGACUUACAGCGGGUUGUCCAUCCAUGAGACCGGCAUCCCCGUGUACCGCUCGUUGCAGUACGCGGGGGCGUGCCGCAUGUUGAUCGCCAUCAACAGCCGUCUGCCGACGAGCGAUCGUGUCGCAGCGGCGGCAGUGACCGCCUCCAUGGCGAACGGGUGCAGUGUGGCUGCCUCUGUUCGGGAUGCAUACCUGCAAUGUAUCGCCGACCGCACACCUUUGGAGGAGUGGGCCGCCUUCUCCCUCCUCGGUCUGCCGUGA
Messenger RNA from Trypanosoma cruzi, 912 nucleotides. RefSeq lists its product as uncharacterized. The annotation marks the transcript as partial. The transcript has a single exon. NCBI's taxonomy places the organism in Eukaryota, Euglenozoa, Kinetoplastea, Trypanosomatida, Trypanosomatidae. The record is from RefSeq and is a predicted model, not a curated record.